UCUGAAUAAUGAAUGGAAGAAAAACAAGCAAUCCUUCUCAUGAAGAGUCAGAUACAGAUACUGAAAACAAGCAAGCCUUAUCACUCACUAAUGGCUCAUUAAUCCGUCACCGACCACCGCCACUCAUGGUGGUUUCUUACAGAGGAUGUCUCAAGAACCACGCUGCUAAUCUUGGCGGUGUAGCUUUAGAUGGAUGCGGUGAGUUUAUGGCGACUCCUACGGCCACCCUUUCCGACCCUACUUCUCUUAAAUGUGCUGCUUGUGGAUGCCACCGUAACUUCCACCGCCGCCACCACAACCAAGCCAUUCCGCCGCCGCAGCAGCUUCCAGUGCUGCAGUGGACAUCAAGCCCAAGUUUAGGGCAAAGUCCUAGUCCGUCAUCACCCACGCCAGAGCAAUCUGUUUACCCAUCUGCGCCUCACAUGCUGUUGGCUUUAAGCACUACUCAUUCAGGUAUUCGGGAAGACAGGCGGUAUGAUCAGAAUCCAGGUCUGGUGAUGAACCCGCAGGGGAAAAAGCGAGCGAGAACGAGGUUUAGCGAAGAACAAAGAGAAAAGAUACAAUGUUUUGCUGAGAAGUUGGGGUGGAGAAUGCUGAGGGGGAACGAUGAGAAAAUAAUUGAGGAUUUUUGUAACGGAAUUGGAGUGAAAAGGAAUGUGUUUAAAGUGUGGAUGCAUAACAACAAGCAUAGGAAAGAAAAGGGUAGUGAUGAGGAGAAAAUUGGGUUUUUGAGCUAUAACAAGUAUGAUAGUUUUGGAAGGUAUGAGAUUGUUAAAAAUGAAGUUCAUGUUCAUGGUUCUACUACAACUGAUGCCUCUUCUCCUUCAUCUUCUUGAUCUACCAUUUCAUUUUCUUUCUUCUGCUCUCUGUUUUUUUGUUUGAUGGU
Molecule: messenger RNA, 886 nt
Organism: Mercurialis annua (annual mercury)
Lineage: Eukaryota; Viridiplantae; Streptophyta; Magnoliopsida; Malpighiales; Euphorbiaceae
Product: zinc-finger homeodomain protein 11-like
Exons: 1
Coding region: 9-836 (275 amino acids)
Biological process (GO): regulation of developmental process; regulation of DNA-templated transcription
Cellular component (GO): nucleus
Molecular function (GO): transcription cis-regulatory region binding; DNA-binding transcription factor activity
Source: RefSeq, a predicted model, not a curated record